Messenger RNA from Clarias gariepinus (North African catfish), 4892 nucleotides. RefSeq names its product NEDD4-like E3 ubiquitin-protein ligase WWP1. The transcript has 25 exons. NCBI's taxonomy places the organism in Eukaryota, Metazoa, Chordata, Actinopteri, Siluriformes, Clariidae. Gene Ontology annotation, biological process: ubiquitin-dependent protein catabolic process. Bases 284 to 3064 code for a protein of 926 amino acids. Gene Ontology annotation, molecular function: protein binding; ubiquitin protein ligase activity. The record is from RefSeq and is a predicted model, not a curated record.
CCGCGUACUCAUGUGUGUGAAGCUGUCACUCAGAGUGGCCUGAGAGAAAUGGCGCAGUCGUAGCUGUAGCUGUCUGGCUAUAGCCCCGAUGCUCUGUUCACACCGCGCACACACACACACACACACAGGCGCAGGACAGAAGGACUGACACUGCCAGCUCCGGCCUCGUGGUAACCAUGGGCCACGGUGUGGGCUGAGGAUCCGGAGGAGGGCUUUACACACACACACACACGCGCGCGCACACACCCACCCACCCGCUAUCGCUUCCACGUCCGUGUAUGACAUGGCCACGGCCCCAUCCAGAUCGGACUGCCGCAAUAACCACGGAAGGACGUCUCAGCUCCUUGCUAUCGUUUUAUGUGCCAAACUCAAGAGGAAGAAGAACUGGUUUGGUGCGACCAUUUACGUGGAGGUGACAGCGGAGGGAGAGAGCAGGAAGACCUCCAAGUCUCACAACCCCUCCAGCCCCAAGUGGGACGAUCCCCUCACUCUGAAUGUAACUCCACACUCACAGUUGGAGUUUAAAGUAUGGACCCAUCACACUUUAAAGGCAGAUGCUCUGCUGGGGAAAGCCACUCUGGAUCUGCGCCAAGCCCUGGAGCAACACGACAGGAAACUUGAAAAUGUGAAGGAGGUGCUAAAGCUGACCGUGGAGAACAAAAAUGGUGUGGUGCCCUCAGGAGAGCUGACUGUUAUCCUAGACGGCCUCGCCAUUGACCAGGAGCCUCUACACAACGGAAACGCCGCCACGACUACAACCAAAGUUCAGCAGAACGGAGAUGCUAUUCACGAGAGCCCGGAGGAAAAUGGACGAGCUCAGAACAGCUCAGUAAACGGUAUACAUGGAGUCGAGAGCGAAGCCCCGUCCACCUCCUCCGGCAACAGCGAUGGCAGCACAGCCCCUGUUGUCAACGGCGACGCGGAGUCCACGCCCACACACCAGACAUCUACGUGUCCCGCGAGCCCUGCAGAUAGAAGCGUGCCAAGUACGACUGUUAACGGAGAGAAUCCUGCAGAUGCAGCCGUUUCAGAAGAGCUGGUGCCUCCCCCUGCUGGUGGGACUGAGGAAGAGAUCGGACCUGCCUCUGCACUCGCCCCUACCUCCUCUCCGUACCAGUCCGCAGCCACCGCAUCCUCCAGCACUCAGCCCAGCGGUGUUGAUGCCUCUUCCUCCUCCUCUUCCUCAUCUGCACCCAGUCAGGCAGUAGCUCCUGCUGCCGCUCCCGCUGCUGCUCCUGCUGUUGUCGCUGCUUCCUCCUCGAGCUCCGCAGCAGACGCUGCUUCGAGCACCAGCACGGUCACGGAGGGGUCCAAACCUCGGCCAUCCAACAAUAGCACUGCAGACCCUUUGCCUCCUGGGUGGGAACAGAGGAAGGACCCCCACGGCCGAACCUACUACGUCGAUCACAACACAAGAACCACGACGUGGGAAAGACCCCAGCCUCUGCCCCCGGGUUGGGAGAGGCGAGUGGAUACCCGCGGCCGCAUCUACUACGUAGAUCACAACACGCGGACCACCACGUGGCAACGGCCGACCAUGGAGUCAGUGCGCAACUUUGAACAGUGGCAGUCCCAGAGAAGCCAGCUGCAGGGAGCUAUGCACCAGUUCAACCAGAGAUACCUCUACUCGGCUUCAAUGAUGUCUGCAGAAAAUGACCCCCUGGGUCCACUCCCUCCUGGAUGGGAGAGACGCGUGGAUUCAAACGAUCGAGUGUAUUUCGUCAAUCACAACACCAAGACCACCCAGUGGGAAGAUCCCCGCACACAAGGGCUGCAGAACGAGGAUCCUCUACCUGAAGGCUGGGAGAUACGUUAUACGAGAGAAGGCGUGCGCUACUUUGUGGAUCACAACACCCGUACCACAACGUUCAGUGACCCAAGGACUGGAAAGUCCUCUGUCACUAAAGGCCCCCAGAUAGCCUACGAGCGCAGCUUCCGAUGGAAACUAGCUCACUUCCGCUACCUGUGCCAGUCCAACGCGCUACCCAGUCAUGUUAAGAUCACAGUCUCUAGACAGACAUUGUUCGAAGACUCUUUCCAGCAAAUAAUGGCUCUGAAGCCGUAUGACCUUAGGAGAAGGCUUUACAUCAUUUUUAGAGGGGAGGAGGGACUCGACUAUGGAGGUCUUGCUAGGGAGUGGUUUUUCCUUCUCUCACACGAGGUCCUGAACCCCAUGUACUGUUUGUUUGAGUAUGCCGGCAAGAGCAACUACUGUCUGCAGAUAAAUCCUGCGUCCACCAUCAACCCAGAUCACCUGUCUUACUUCUGCUUCAUCGGACGCUUCAUUGCCAUGGCGCUCUUCCAUGGAAAGUUCAUUGAUACAGGCUUCUCCCUGCCCUUUUACAAGCGCAUGCUCAACAAGAAGCUCCUGCUUAAAGACCUGGAGUCCAUUGAUCCAGAGUUCUACAACUCUCUUAUCUGGAUCCGGGACAACAACAUAGAAGAAUGCAGUUUGGAAAUGUAUUUCACUGUCGAUAUGGAGAUUCUGGGCAAAAUCACAUCCCACAAUCUGAAACCGGACGGUGAUAACAUUCUGGUGACGGAGGAGAACAAGGAAGAGUAUAUCGGGUUAAUGGCAGAAUGGCGCUUCUCUCGAGGUGUUGAGGGUCAGACCAAAGCGUUUCUAGACGGCUUUAACGAGGUUGUUCCGCUGCAGUGGCUGCAGUACUUUGACGAAAAGGAGUUAGAGGUGAUGCUUUGUGGGAUGCAGGAGGUGGAUCUACAGGACUGGCAGAGAAACACUGUGUAUCGCCACUACACCAGGAACAGCAAACAGAUCAUGUGGUUCUGGCAGCUCGUGAAGGAGGUGGACAACGAGGUCCGUUUGCGACUGAUGCAGUUCGUCACAGGCACCUGCAGACUUCCCCUGGGGGGCUUCGCCGAACUCAUGGGGAGCAACGGACCUCAGAAAUUCUGCAUCGAGAAGGUUGGCAAGGAGACUUGGCUUCCCCGGAGUCAUACAUGCUUUAAUCGCCUGGACCUGCCCCCCUACAAAAGCUUUGAACAGUUAAAAGAGAAGCUCCUUUUUGCGAUCGAGGAAACCGAAGGAUUCGGACAAGAGUAGAGAACGAUCGUCUCUGCAGCAGCGCUUCCAGGGGAAGAAAACUUAAACGUGGAAAAGGAAAGAAAAAAAAAAACAUGAGAAGAGAAAAUUGCACAGAGAACUAUCAAUGUACAUAAGCUAUUUUGUCAUUUUAAACCAAAUCUUAAUCCGAAACCUCAUUUAGCAAUCUCCAUAACAUUAUUCCCCAUGAUUAUGCAAGCAUUUUAGCUUUUUUUUUCUUAUCGUUUAAAAGCAGAAAAUAAAAAAUAUAGUAAUUUUUUUAAAAGGGGAUUGACACACAAAAAAAAAUCGGAAAAGAUUUUAUAAUUAAACCAUAACUACAGCUCUAGUUUUAUAGAGCUCUUAAAGAAUGAUUGUAGUGUUCAGUCCGGUGCUUGGGUUUUGUUUUUUUUCCCUCUUAUUUUAUUUUAUCUUAUUUUAUUUUAUUAUUUCUUUUUUUUUUUUCUUAAAAAAAAAAAAAACUUUAAUUUUGUUUGUGCUGCAGUUGCAUGGCUGUCUCUAGGGAAGAAUCAACCUUCUCCCCUUUCCCUCCCCGAGUUGCCAAGAUGCGUGAAAAUCCAUGCAGUAAAUCCAUAAUCCAUGUGGCAUAACAUCUAAAAUUCAGUAUUGCAGUUGUCACUUUAGACCAACAGUAUUUUAUCCCAUACCCCCCCCCCCCUUUUUUCCCCAAUACUCCCUUCCUCCUCAACUGCUGCACAUUUAGUUACACUUUCUUAGUAAGGAGUUCCCAGAGAAAGGAUUUUAACCCUCUUGCUCACUGCAUGGUCAUGGCUGUUAAUUCAUUUUUUUAAUUUUUUUUUUUUACACCGAGGGCUUUAACAGGUCUUUUAGAUCAAUCGUAGACUACUACUACGGAGACAGGAAUGAUAUUUUGUUAGCAUGUUUAGAGAAGAUAGAAGGCUGGGUGAAAAUACUGCUUCCAAAAAAAAAAAAAAAAAUGAAAUGAAAAAACACCCUUCGUCGUUCACAUGUUUAGAAAUAAAGACACAUUGAAGCCAUCGUUUGAAUUCAGUCCCGAGUUUUAGAUUUGGCUGAAACUCUUGAUUCCUGGUGGUGAAGUCAAUCAAGCACGUCUAAGUCCUCGAGUCGAUUCAGACGCUUGUGGAGCUGAAGAGAAGUUCACUGUGGCAACGAAUCACUGUGUGAGUAUUUAACAUAUUAAAGGAAAACUCCACCCUGAAUAAUAUGCAUUUUAGUAUUUAGAAUUAACAUGUAUUUCAUCAGUGUAUGGGCAUCGGUGGCUCAGUGGUAGGUUUCUCGUCUGAAGGCCCAGGUUCAAUUCCCACCCAAUGCCCACUAGAUCCUGUGCCGGUGGAUGGUUGGGUGGUUUACGUCAGGAAGGGUGUAAAACCUGUGCCAAGUUGUGUCUGGAUCGUAUGGAUCGCUGUGGCAACCCCAAAAUGGGAGCAGCCGAAAGUCCAACAGCAUCCAGAUUUAAUUUGUAAUAAUAUUUUAAAGUUGACACUCAUUUAAUUUUUUUUUAAAUCAACAUUAUUAAACGACUAUUUUUCUAAAUUGGGAAGUUUGAGCUGGCACCAUUGGGAUUCAUCCCUACCUACCCCUUCCCCUGGGAUUCCUCCAUCACUUCAUCUCUUUCUAAAGUCUUAAGCACAUUAGUCCUUUCCUCUAUCCGUCUGUCUCGUCUCCUUUAAUUGUCCACUCUCUCUUUAAAGAGAUCAGCUUCCAAAGCUUCAACUUUCAUACUCGAUGCUAGAGCAGUGCGAUUUUGAUCAAUCUUUUGUUGGUCGAGUCAUGCAUUAAUGAAUGGGUCAGUUUUCCAUUCAGAACCGAUUCACACUUUUUCAAUUAUUUCGGUAAGCUUAGAAAU